AAACUGACACGGAACCAGAAGAGGCGCCACGAUGAGAUCAACCACGUGCAGAAGACCUACGCCGAGAUGGAUCCCACCACGGCAGCGCUGGAGAAGGAGCACGAGGCCAUCACGAAGGUGAAGUAUGUGGAUAAGAUCCACAUCGGACACUUCGAGAUCGACGCCUGGUACUUCUCACCCUUCCCGGAGGAUUACGGGAAGCAGCCGAAGCUCUGGAUCUGCGAGUUCUGCCUCAAGUACAUGAAGUACGAGCGCUCCUUCCGCCUCCACCUGGGCCAGUGCCAGUGGCGGCAGCCGCCGGGGCGCGAGAUCUACCGCAAGGGCAACAUCUCCGUGUACGAGGUGGACGGCAAAGACCACAAGAUCUACUGCCAGAACCUGUGCCUCUUGGCCAAGCUCUUCCUGGACCACAAGACCCUUUACUUCGACGUGGAGCCCUUCGUCUUCUACCUGCUCACCGAGGUGGACCGGGACGGCGCCCACAUCGUCGGCUACUUCUCCAAG
Messenger RNA from Nestor notabilis (Kea), 504 nucleotides. RefSeq names its product K(lysine) acetyltransferase 8 (gene KAT8). The annotation marks the transcript as partial. NCBI's taxonomy places the organism in Eukaryota, Metazoa, Chordata, Aves, Psittaciformes, Psittacidae. Gene Ontology annotation, biological process: regulation of DNA-templated transcription. Gene Ontology annotation, molecular function: histone acetyltransferase activity. The transcript has 5 exons. The record is from RefSeq and is a predicted model, not a curated record.